GGAGAGAGGGUGGGAGGAGAGGAGAAAGAGGGGACUGGAGGAGAGGAAAAAUGGAUGGAGAGAGUUAAAGGAUUUGAGACACUGCGAGAGAUGACAGAAGUAGAGGAGGGGCAGGAAAGGAGGAAGAUAGAGGGAGAGGAGCAGAGAGAGAGGAUGGAAGUAGAGGAGGAGGAGCAGGGACAGAAAGAUGCAAUGAAAGGAGAGGAGGGGACUACAAUAGACCCACACCUCAAUGCAGACCCGGCUACUCAGAACCCUCCCUCAGAACCCCCCAUAAACAUCCAGAGACCAUCAGACCGUCCCAUAGAGCAAUCCCCAGACCUCCCCCACGUGGACCAAGAGGACUUCUGUGAGAACAUGUUCAAUCAGUCUGACAACCAAUCAGUCUUGUCCAGUCUCUCCUCUCAGUCUCCCCCUGCCUCACCCUUCCUCACCCUUUCAUCUGACCUCCCCCCUCCUCUCCUGCCUGUUAGCCCUUCCCACCCAAAGACCCUCAGCCUAUCACAGAGCUGCCCUGAGACCUUCAGCCUAUCGGAGCGCAAGCCUUGGUCACAGAGGGUCUGGCCAGAGGGUGGGAGGCGUGUCUUAACUCACCUGGUGGAGGGCUUCAUCAUACAGGAGGGGCAGCAGGCGUUCCCGGUGAACCGCUCGUCUCUGUUUUUGGGAGGGCAGGAGGCUAUCUCCCAGAAUGGGAACAGAGAGGGGGCUGAGUUAUUACCGUUGACAGACACACCAGAGCCACCGGAAUAUUCCAGCGAAUCAGAACAAGAGCGCAUGGCUACAAGUGACAAGCUCACAGGUCCCAGAGAGAGACAGAGGGGAGUGUUACAUUGCGAGUCUUGUGGGAAGAGAGGCCACGCCCACUCCUUCCACCGCUCCAAGCGAUACUGCUCCACUUCCUGUGCCCGCAGGUAUAAUGUAGGGCUGUCCAAGCGUCUGCGUGCCCUGAGUGCUGGCAGCCACCUAGAGGGGCGGCGCUCUGAGAUUAACAAGGUGGAGUCUGUGCCUGGGAAGCCUCUCCUACUGCGACUGCCCCGUGAAAUAUGGAGCGCCCAUAGCCGUGACAACGAAGAGGAGGAGGGGCAUGCUGUUCCCACAACGACCAGGCUGGAGCGCCGAGCGGCACGGAGGGCGAGGAGAGCCUCAGAGCCAGCGAUGACCCCUAGUAACCCCACUGUGACCUCUAGUGACCCCCUACCUGCACAGUGGAGCGUCGAGCAAGUCUGGGACUUCAUACACAAACUGCCAGGUUGUGUCGAGGUUGCGGAGGCGUUCCGUGUUCAGGAGAUAGACGGCCAGGCCCUGCUGCUGCUCACUGAGGACCACCUGAUGACCAGCAUGAACAUCAAACUGGGACCAGCUCUCAAGAUCUGUGCCCACAUCAACACACUCAGACACAGAUAGAGAGGGAGGAGGAGAGAUGAGUGAAGGAGGUGAGGUGGGAGGAGGAGAGAUGAGAGGAGGAGAGAUGAGAGAAGGAGGUGAGGUGGGUGGGUGGGAGGAAGAGAAGAGAAGAUGGAGACAGAAAAAAGUUAGAGGGGUGGGUGUGGAAAAAGAUAGGGAAAAGAGUGAUUGAUAGAUGGGGAAGAGAGUGGGAUGAGAGAGAGGGGGGAGAAAAAAAGGACAGCGAAGAUGAGAGAUAAAGAGAUUCAUUCAAGAGAUGAAGAGCUAAGAGCGAAUCAGUGAGAGAGGAGAGGGACGUUUUCUAUUCUAUUGUGUCUGUGUACAUAUCUUACAAUGCCGUCUAUUGGGUGUAACAAACAAUUUCAUUAAGGAUUUGUAAUAUACAGUAUCAUGUAUUUGUGUAUUUGGUUAUUAUUUUAAAAUGUGGUAUCACAUGUAAAUUGUAAAAUACUUGUUGAUUUUACACAAUUGAUACACAGACAUUUUUUAAAUAACUUUGUGGAAUUUAAUGUCUUAACUAAAUAAAUGAUUAUGUUUUUAUAUAUAAUCUCUUCUGAGGAAAAAGUUAGAUCUUAUUUGACUCAUAACCAUGUCAAUUUUGUCAGAUGUCAUAAUGUUUUCUUUUAUUCUUAAAACUCAGUAAUAAAUCAAAUUAAUUUAUGAACAUUGUUUUUCUGCCUAGGUAUUGGUAUUAUGAUAUUUGGUAGUCAUCGAAAUGACCCAUCUCACUACUAACUCCUGCCACCAGAUGGAGGUGAGGGGUCACGUUUACUAGUAGAGAGACGGCAGCUGCAAUAUUCUCUCAACUCAUGGAAACAAUGAUCAAGGAAAAUUCUAUAUGAAUUACAUAAAAAACAAUGUAUCAUAUUUAUAUUGCUAUCACUGAUGCUUCUCUGCAGCACAAUGUCUAAGUUCAUACAUGAAAACCAUUAUAAAGCAGCACAGACCUAUUAUUGCUGAAUCAAUCCGUGUUUAUGCCAAACCAAUCAGGAACCAGUGGCAAUUUCAACACUGCUGAAAUGUUUAUAACAGAUUAGCUGUCUCUUCUUGAAAAACGUGGAAAAAAUUAUUUCACCUUUAAUUCCUAUUACUAACACCUCAAAUAAGAACUAAUAGAUGGUUUUUUUUCAACUUGAUGGUUUUUUUUAAAUAAAAGAGUACUACCAGGCGGUUGAGAAGUCAAAAGGUCAUACCAGCAUGCCAUAUUAGAAUGGCAAUUUGCAUAGCAUUUUUUACUCAUUAGAACAAUAUUGCAAAAAUGACUUUAGGUCUGCUUCAAUGGCUUUUUAUAGGUAGGUAAGCAUUGUUAAAUAAGGACUGAUGUUUAGCAAAUUAGGGUAAUUUUGUAUGUCCGAACAUAUUAAAUUAUCCGCUAUUUCUAUGUUUCCAGUUCGAACAGUUUUGUGUUUG
Molecule: messenger RNA, 2814 nt
Organism: Salvelinus sp. IW2-2015
Lineage: Eukaryota; Metazoa; Chordata; Actinopteri; Salmoniformes; Salmonidae
Gene: phc3b
Product: polyhomeotic-like protein 3
Biological process (GO): negative regulation of DNA-templated transcription
Cellular component (GO): nucleus; PRC1 complex
Molecular function (GO): zinc ion binding; histone binding; chromatin binding
Source: RefSeq, a predicted model, not a curated record